AGGCACAUUUGCUCUCACAUCCAUGACCUCUUCACGGGUCUUUUUAGACUACGAUGUCCAACCAACUAAGGAGUAUAUCAGCUGGUUGGGAAGAAAUCCAGAUAUUGCCAAGCAAGUCAAUGCAGAUGUGGUUACAAAAACUGAGACAUUGAAUAUUGGAGAAAUAUUCUCCUACAUGAAGCAGGAAGCUGUGAAGGUAUAAGAAAAUAUAUUUGUUUAUAAUUCAUUGUUUAACAUAUUUGUACUUAUCUUAAUUGCUUACACAUUGUCUCAGGAUGCUUUCUUUGUGUGCACUGCGACAAUCGAUGAUGUUGUCCACGACUCUCCUUGGUAUUAUAUAGCAUGCGGUGGGUGCAAAACAAAGGCAACCAAAGGGCCAACCUCCCUUAUGUGCGUGAAAUGUGGCAAGAACGAUGUUGCCGGUGAACCACAGUACCUAGCUAAGAUUUCUGUUUAUGAUAAGAGUGAUGAGGCUGUUUUUGUUCUCCUUGGCGAUGCCAGUCGUGAGCUAACAGGGAAGCAUGCGUCGGAGUUGGUUAGCAAUCAUUUUGAGGCCAAUGGAAAUAAAGAAAAUGGAUUCGAGGUGCCCGUUCCGCAAGCUCUGCUCAACACCAUAGGGCAAACACACAAGUUCAAUGUAAACACUUUAUCAGGAAGGACGCGGGUAAUAACCGUGACGAAGGUCCUGUCCCCAUCUGCUCCACCAUCUACACAAGAUCCAGUUGCUGAUCAAAUUAGUGGCUCUGGUAAUGGAACACUUGCGACUGGGGAUGACGUUAUUGAGCCAUCCAAAAGCCCUCAAGAUUCUGCAGAGGUAUGGCUGAAAAGGAUGGGUGAUGGUGUUGAGAUAGGCAACGCUAAACGUUCUAAAGAUGGGAACUAAUAUGCCUCUCAUCGUGGCAAAGAAUGCAACUUUUACUACACUUAUCUGUUUUAGUUUUCCAGUUUUUUGGCAUUUGUUUGACUCUUUCUCCUAAUUCUGCUUAUUUCAUACUUUUGAAUCUAUUUUGGAAACAAUUUUUUUUAAAACCUUUCAUAAUA
Molecule: messenger RNA, 1041 nt
Organism: Brassica napus (rape)
Lineage: Eukaryota; Viridiplantae; Streptophyta; Magnoliopsida; Brassicales; Brassicaceae
Exons: 4
Coding region: 389-883 (164 amino acids)
Source: RefSeq, a predicted model, not a curated record